Messenger RNA from Caenorhabditis sp. 36 PRJEB53466, 3225 nucleotides. The record is from the annotation of a GenBank genome assembly. Lineage: Eukaryota; Metazoa; Nematoda; Chromadorea; Rhabditida; Rhabditidae.
AUGACCGAUUCGAAGUAUUUCACAACCACCAAAAAAGGUAAAUUUAUUGGAGUUGUCUCAACAGUUUUAUGUGUAAAAAAACUUAAUUGUCUUCAUUUAAACAAUUUUCCAUUAAAAAAUGUUUGCAGGUGAAAUAUUCGAGCUGAAAAAUGAGUUGAACUCGGACAAGAAGGAGAAGAAGAAGGAGGCGGUAAAGAAAGUGAUCGCGAGUAUGACGGUCGGAAAGGACGUGAGCGCCCUGUUCCCUGACGUCGUCAAUUGCAUGCAGACGGACAAUGUCGAGCUGAAAAAACUCGUCUACCUGUACCUGAUGAACUACGCAAAGUCGCAACCCGAUCUGGCCAUUAUGGCCGUUAACACCUUCGUCAAGGUUUGAUUUUUGUGAUUUCUCUUUGAAUUCCGUCCCACAUCUUUCAUUUUUUGACAUCUCUCUAUCAAUUCUGCGUUAGUUCUCUCAAAAUCCUUGUAAUAACAAAAUAAAAUUGUGGAAAUUUCCCAAAAACACGUCUCAGUGCAGGCAACGUCCUUUUUUGAGCGUUUGACCGCUGUGCGUGGCGUCAUAGCUCAAAAUAAACUCAAGUUUGCAGGAUUGCGAGGACCCGAACCCGCUGAUACGCGCCCUGGCCGUCCGCACAAUGGGAUGCAUCCGCGUCGAAAAAAUCACCGAAUACCUAUGCGAUCCGCUGCGGAAAUGCAUGAAGGACGAGGAUCCGUACGUGCGGAAGACGGCCGCGGUCUGCGUCGCCAAACUGCACGACAUGAACCCAUCGCUGGUGAAGGAUCAGGGAUUCGUGGAGCUCCUCAACGACCUGCUCUCCGAUGCGAAUCCGAUGGUGGUGGCGAAUGCGGUGGCGGCGCUCACGGAGAUCAACGAGCAAAAGACGGUGAUCGAGGUGAACAGCCAGAUGGUCAACAAGCUGCUGACUGCGUUGAACGAGUGCACCGAGUGGGGACAGGUCUUCAUUUUGGACGCCCUGGCCGGCUACUCGCCCAAAGAUGAGCGCGAGGCCCAGAACAUUUGCGAGCGAAUCUCGCCACGUCUCGCCCACGCCAACGCCGCUGUAGUACUGAGCACCGUCAAAGUGCUCAUGAAAUUGAUCGAUAUGAUGCCGGCCGACUCGGAUUUCAUAGCCCAGCUGACCAAAAAAUUGGCCCCACCAAUGGUGACCCUCUUGUCCGCCGAGCCCGAGAUUCAAUAUGUCGCUCUGCGAAACAUCAACCUGAUUGUGCAAAAACGGCCGGACAUUCUGAAGCAAGAGAUGAAAGUGUUCUUUGUCAAGUACAACGAUCCGAUCUAUGUGAAAAUGGAGAAAUUGGACAUUAUGAUCCGUCUGGCGCAGCAGAACAACAUCUCGCAAGUGCUCAGCGAGCUCAAAGAGUACGCCACCGAGGUCGACGUGGAUUUUGUGCGGAAAUCGGUGAGAGCCAUCGGAAGAUGUGCGAUCAAAGUGGAGGCGAGCAGCGAACGAUGCGUACAGACACUUUUGGAACUCAUCCAGACAAAAGUCAACUAUGUAGUGCAGGAAGCCGUCGUGGUCAUCAAGGACAUCUUCCGAAAGUAUCCGAAUCGCUACGAGAGCAUCAUUUCGGCGCUCUGUGAGAAUCUGGACACUCUUGACGAGCCGGAAGCGCGCGCCUCGAUGAUUUGGAUUAUUGGUGAGUACGCGGAGAGAAUCGACAAUGCCGACGAGUUGCUCGAGAGUUUUGUGGAAGGAUUCCACGACGAGAACACUCAGGUCCAACUACAAUUGCUCACCGCAGUCGUAAAACUGUUCCUGAAGCGUCCGGCGAACGCGCAAGCUCUCGUUCAGCGUGUCCUGUCACUCGCCACGCAGGACAGCGACAAUCCGGAUCUUCGCGACCGCGGAUUCAUCUACUGGCGCCUCCUUUCCGCCGAUCCGGCCGCCGCGAAAAACGUGGUGCUCACCGAAAAGCCGCUCAUUUCGGAAGAGACUGAUCUCCUCGAGCCGUCACUUCUGGAGCAACUCGUCUGUCACAUUGGAACCCUCGCGUCGGUCUACCACAAACCGCCGUCCGCGUUCAUCGAUCCGGCUAAAGCUCCGUUGAGACAAAUCAACCCGGUGCCGACCGCGAAAUUGUGAGUUUCCGAGGGGAAGCCAAAACGCGUAGCUUGAUCACAAUUGAGCAAUUUUUAUGACUGUUAUGUGUGAAAUGAAAAAAAAGUCGCUAAUAUUCAAAUUUCCCGUAUCAAAAUUCAGAAAAUGUAUUGAUUCCAUGAAAACUGUUUGCAGCGGCGGCGCGAACCUGCUGGACACCUCCUCCACCUCGGCCGCUUCUCGCAACGGAUCUUCCUCUGCGCCGACGGUCAUUCCGUCGCAAGACCAGGUCAUCGCCGACCUCCUCUCCCUGGAUUUGAGUGCUCCGGCGUCCGGAGCAGCCUCUGGCUUUGGCGGAGCGCCGACGAUGAGCGGAACAACGUCUUCCGGCGGCCUCGACGAUCUGCUCGGCCUCGGCGCCGAUCCGCUUCCGCCCACGCAUCCUGUCGGCGGAAUGACGGCGCCGUCGCACAAUCCGUUCGACGUGCUCGGACUCGGAUUAGGAGCAGCUCCGGCCGCCCAGCCGGCUUCGAUUGGCGGACUCGCCGAAAUUUUCGGAUCCGGAGGCUUCACGCACUCGACCGGACUCACCUACCCCAAAGAAUUGUGGCUCGACGCUUCGAGAGCUAUGGUAAGCUCGGAGAAAUGAGAGAAAAUGAGCAGAAGACUAGAUUCAUUUUGCAGGGAAUGCAAGUGGAAGGAACAUUCGCGCGUCGCGGCGGAAAAAUCUACAUGGAGUUGACGAUAACGAACAAGGCAAUGCAGGCGAUUUCCGGGUUUGCCGUCCAAUUCAAUCGGAAUUCGUUCGGAUUGGUGCCCGCUGAGCAGCCGAAUCCCACGCCGUUGCUCCCGAAUCAAUCGCAGAGUGUAAGCGCUUUUUUUUUGCAAUUUUUUCUGAUUUUUAAAAAACACAUUUCAGCACACCCUCCUUUGCGACACAAGCGGACCGGUUCAAGUGACGACGCCGCUGACCAACCUUCAGGUUCGUGUAAAACUUUUUUCAAAGUUUUUAUUGAAACCAAAUAAUCAUAAAAUAUUAUCAAUUUGGAGCAAGAAACAUUAGAUAUAGCGAGCUUGAGUGAAAAAUACGGAAAUAAUUUCGUGUUCGACGGCGGAGAAAAUGGUGCUCAUCAGCUGGGCGUCGGUGGCCUGCGUGUACUUCAUAUAA